Molecule: messenger RNA, 1143 nt
Organism: Camelina sativa (false flax)
Lineage: Eukaryota; Viridiplantae; Streptophyta; Magnoliopsida; Brassicales; Brassicaceae
Product: casparian strip membrane protein 2-like
Source: RefSeq, a predicted model, not a curated record
GUUGGCAUAUUCCUUAUUGGUUAGGGAAAUGAAAGAUGUGAGGACCCAGUGAAAGACUUUUCAAUUAUGAAAACACUAAAUAUUUUAGUUAAAUCUAGACUUUUGACUUGUAUUAUGUUGCCAACUCCAUAUCUCUUUAAUUAAUUAUUGUGGAGAGAGUAAAAAGGCAAGCAACUACUCUUCAAUUCCCCAUUUCCUACUGCUCCAUUGAUUCCACCAAAGCCCUAAAGACCUUAUAAAACCCAAUGCCUAAUCCCUUUUGCUCAUUCACCACCAAAGCAUCGAACUUUUACUGAUAUUCCACUUUCAAAGCAACACAAGAUUAAGUAGCAAGAAACAAAUUAAGAGAUAUGAAGCACGAAGCUACUAUCAUUGAUGUCCCUGCAGAAUCCAGCUCAGCCAUGAAAGGCAAAGCUCCUCUAAUAGGUGUUGCUAGAGACCACACAGCUACUGGCUCAGGUGGAUACAAGAGAGGUCUUGCCAUCUUCGACUUCCUCCUCCGUUUAGCUGCCAUUGUUGCAGCUUUAGCCGCUGCUGCAACUAUGGGAACAAGUGACGAGACUCUUCCAUUCUUCACACAAUUCUUACAGUUCGAAGCUAGUUACGACGAUCUACCAACUUUCCAGUUCUUUGUGAUCGCCAUGGCCUUAGUAGGAGGAUAUCUCGUUCUGUCUCUUCCAAUAUCCGUCGUUACAAUCCUUCGCCCUCUUGCCACUGCCCCAAGACUCCUCUUGCUUGUUCUUGACACUGGGGUUCUGGCGUUGAACAUGGGGGCUGCUUCAUCUGCGGCAGCAAUAUCGUAUCUAGCACACAGUGGAAACCAGAACACGAACUGGCUCCCCAUUUGCCAACAGUUUGGAGACUUCUGUCAGAAAUCCAGCGGAGCUGUUGUCUCCGCCUUUGUCUCCGUAGUCUUCUUCAUCAUCCUCGUUGUCAUCUCCGGCGUCGCUCUGAAAAGACACUAAUCAAAAACCUAUAUACAGUACAUGUCUGUUCAUCAUUAUUGUAAAAUUGAAAUCAUUUGUGUAAAUUACUCAUCAUGCCUUGUGUUUUGUUGUAUUAAUCUUUUUAAAAGGAAAAAUGAAAGUGUGAUUGUUUUUUCUUUAAUACAAAAUUGAAAUUUUCAUUUCAGUUUCUUAGUAA